GAUUGUGCUCCCCAGGAGCAGGUUCCCGUCCACGCAGACACGCGGCGUGGGUCCUGCCGCGCAGGCGGGAGGCUACCACCUCCCUCGCCGGGCGCCUCGCUCGUGGUUAGCGGAGCCGGGGCAGGCACUGCUCCUGCGUCUGAGCCGUCCCCGUCGGUUGUAGCCGUCCCAGCGGAGCCGGGGAAGGCGGGGUGCUGCGGGGUCGAGCUCGCAGCCUGGCCUCCGCCUCCCCGUUCUGCGGCAGGGCCUUGGACGGAGGCAGCACGCGCCCGUGCUGGCAGCAGGAGCGGCAGCGGGGGCGGCAGCAGCAGCAUGGCGGACGCGGCCUCGCAGGUGCUGCUGGGCUCGGGGCUGACGGUGCUGUCGCAGCCCCUCAUGUACGUGAAGGUGCUGGUGCAGGUGGGCUACGAGCCGCUGCCGCCCACGCUGGGCCGGAACAUCUUCGGCCGCCAGGUCUACCAGCUGCCGGGACUCUUCGCCUACGCCAAGCACAUCGUGAAGGUCGACGGGAGAGCGGGACUCUUCAAAGGCCUCACCCCCCGGCUCUGCUCCAGCGCCAUCGGCACCGUGGUGCACAGCAAAGUGCUGCAGCGGUACCAGGACGCCGAGCAGGCUGAGCCAGGAGCCAGCAAGAAGGAGCCCGUGUCCUCGCUGGAGCAGGUCCUCAAGGAGACCUCCCGAGAGAUGGUUGCUCGUUCCGCCGCGACCCUCAUCACCCACCCAUUCCACGUGAUCACCCUGCGAUGCAUGGUGCAGUUCAUCGGCAGGGAGACCAAGUACAGCGGGACACUAAGCGCCUUCACCACGAUUUACCGAGAAGAAGGCAUCCUGGGAUUCUUCGCCGGCCUCAUCCCCCGGCUCCUCGGGGACAUCCUGUCGCUCUGGCUCUGCAACAUGCUGGCCUACCUCAUCAACACGUACGCGCUGGAGAACGGGGUCUCCAUGGCGGAGAUGAAGAGCUACUCGCAGGCAGUCACCGGAUUCUUCGCCAGCAUGCUGACGUACCCCUUCGUGCUGGUCUCCAACCUGAUGGCCGUCAAUAACUGCGGGCUGGCCGGGGGCCUCCUCCCCUACGCGCCCACCUACUCCUCCUGGCUGGACUGCUGGAGCCAGCUGCACAAGGAGGGCAACAUGAGCCGAGGGAACAGCCUGUUUUUCCGCAAGGUGCCCGCAGGGAAGCGAUAUGUGUGGGAGGAGAGGAGGUUCCGCUGAAGCCAAGAGUGGAACCGCGAAGCUGAGGCCGAGCUCUGGAGGCAAAGAAUUAUGAGAGAGUUGUGAUUUCUAUACAGUUUUUUUUAAAAAUCAUUUAAUCCUGAGAGACAAAGGUGGCCGUGUGAGAGUGUCUGUUGGGGGGCCGGGGGCUUCCUGCAGGAGCACCUGCACUGCCCGAGCCCAUCCCAGCCCAUCCCCAGCCCCCUUCCCGACCCAGCCGCCGGAGCCGUGUCCCCGCUUUGUUUCAGCAGCGGAAAUUCCACCCCAAGCUAAUGGCGCCCCGAAACAUGA
Molecule: messenger RNA, 1503 nt
Organism: Oxyura jamaicensis (ruddy duck)
Lineage: Eukaryota; Metazoa; Chordata; Aves; Anseriformes; Anatidae
Gene: MTCH2
Product: mitochondrial carrier 2
Exons: 14
Coding region: 313-1212 (299 amino acids)
Biological process (GO): positive regulation of apoptotic process
Cellular component (GO): mitochondrion; membrane
Source: RefSeq, a predicted model, not a curated record